Triticum turgidum subsp. durum (durum wheat) is the source of this 867-nucleotide messenger RNA. The record is from the annotation of a GenBank genome assembly. NCBI's taxonomy places the organism in Eukaryota, Viridiplantae, Streptophyta, Magnoliopsida, Poales, Poaceae.
AUGGACCUGGAGCUAGCGGUGAUGGGGGCCCGUCGGGCCCAGGAGGAGCUCGAGUCGCUGCCCAACAAGGACGCAUUCCCGACGGUGGAGGAGAUGGAGCAGGAACCAGCGGUGAUGGGGUCUCGGAGGAAGGUGGUGCGCCGGCGGCGCGGGGCGAUGUCGGCUAGGCCGGGGCAGCGGCGGUGCAGGCACUGCGGGACGACGAAGACGCCGCAGUGGCACAGGGGGGCAGCGGGCUGCCGCACGUUGUGCAACGCGUGUGGCGUGCGGUACAAAAGGGAACGCCCGGAGUAUGCACCCUCUCAUCAGGAGGGACUGGAGGUUGGCGGCGGCGAGGCGUUGGAGACUAUGGAGGCGGAGCCGUCGGAGGUGGGGUCUCAGACGAAGAGGGUGGUGCGCCAGCGACGGACUUUGGCGUGGCCUCCGACAGCGGCUGAGCCGGAGCAGCGGUGGUGCCAGCACUGCGGGAAGAUGAAGAAGCCGCGAUGGCGCGAGGGGGCGGCUGCGGAGCAGGAGCGGGAGUGGCUGUUGAACAAGAACGUCCCGGCGGUGGAGACAGUGGAGCCGAAGCCAUCGGUGGUGGCGCCUCGGACGGAGGGGGUGGUGUCGCCGGCGCUUUCUGACCUGGGGCAGCGGCUGUGCCGGCACUGUGGGACGGCGGAGACGCCGCAAUGGCGCGAGGGACCGGAGGGCCGCAAGACGCUGUGCAAUGCGUGCGGCGUGCGGUACAGGGCCGGCCGCCUGGUGCCGGAGUACCGGCCGCUGCGCAGCCCCACCUUCUCCCCGGAGCUGCACUCCAACAGGCACAGCCGCGUCGCCCAUAUGCGCCCUGCCGGGGCUCCUCAUCCACUGCCGCCGGACAAGUGA